GACAGUGUUUGUGCUUGUUAUGUUCACUAAAAUUUCAAUCUUAAUAACAUUGAUUUAUGUGUCAAGAUUGUUACAUAGUUACCUCAUUCUGUCGUGAUAUCUAACUGCAUACUCACUGAAUCUUAUAAUUCAAAAGUUGUAUGUUUUAAAUGAACGUUUGGUCUUUGUGUAAAUCAGUUUCAUAUCAUGCUAUUGGUAGGUACCCCAUUGACCUAACUCCAAAAAUCUGGAAUCACAUUGGAGAGUUUCUUGCAGUAUGAGGGUGGUGGGCUGAGAUGGCCGAGUGCCCUUGUUCCAACAUUUCCAUAAUGCAACUCUUCCAUGAACUCAAACAGAAGUUUCCUGCAGUUCCUGACAGUGUCGUUACCGAGUGCAUCAAACUAAACUCACACGACAGAGAGGCAUGUGAGGCAGUGCUGUGUAGGGAAGACCAGGCGUACAGAGGCAGAGUGGCUAGGAUGGCCGCGGAGUCUUGCAGACCAGACACUCUACCGCUGGAGGACACUGUGUGGGACUUUGACCGCAGACUCAUGGGACGACAGUCUCUGGACAGUCUACAGUGUGUGCAUGGAGCACGGCGGAUGUGCAAACAAUACUCGGAAGAGUUCUUGAAUAAACGCGAUGGUGAACAAAUUGGUGCGUUUUCGAGGUUGUCGAUAAGCGACGAGUGGCGGCGUGGUGUGGAGUGCGGGAGUGAAGAUGUGUGUCGUUGUGAGAGGACGAGAGUGAGUGUGAUGUCGUACGGUUCUCCGCACUCGGCCCCUGUUACACCUAGCAACCCCCCGCCACUCCCUCCGGUCACAGUGAAUGUGAGACACACUACGUCAUUGGACGUGGAGCCGACACCUCACUACAGACUACCUGAACCCUCCAGACCGUAUACUUCAGUCAACCUGACACUUAGACCACCCUCGUCCGACCCUCAGCCGCCCAUAGACAUCCGAUCCGGGGGUGGAGGGUUGACUUACUCGAGCUGCUCGUACGACCCCCGCCAGGGUUACCAGUCCCAUCUGCAGAUCAGCAUUGGUCCAGGAGGUACAGGCACUGUGACUGCGGCCAGGACACUACACAGGCCUCCCCCGGCACUGCGACCCACGGUGUCUAUGCCUGAUGUAGCCACCACCUCCACUCAGCUCACACAACCUUCAAACACCUUGCUCAACCUACCUCCUGCUACUCGAGCGCUGGUGUCCAAGCAGUUAGAGCGCAAGGAGAGGUUAUCCAGAGAGCUGGCCAGGUAUAGAGAGCGACUAAGCAGCAUGAAGGCAGAAAACCACUCUAUGGCCACUGACCUGGAGAAUAGACUGAGAGCACCAAACCCUUCUGCUAGGGUGAAGAAGCUGAAAGAAGAGAUCAGCCUCCUGCAGAUGGAAUGUAACCGGAUGACAAAGGAGGUUUACCACAAUGCAGAGCUCAGGCACGUCAACACUGAAACUUUACCUCUUGGAGAAACCAACGAAGAGUUUUACAAGAACAUUUACAGAGGCCAGCUGUUCCCUAGACAAGCAGUUCGCCAGAGGCCGACGACUGCCCCGGCUGUCACAGUGGUGGGGGAAGGCCGUCACUGGACUUGUCACGUUUGUACAUUCCACAAUCAUCCGGCACUUAACAAGUGCGAGCAGUGUGACAUGCCAAGAAUCAUCACAGGAUCAGAGACUCAAAACAUCCACAUCCAUGUGACUCAUCAUAAUGUUCCUUCUUCACCAUACAGACGAGUUGUACACAGUUGGGUUGUAUGAUAUUGCUCGCCUUUCAUCUGCCUAAUUAAACUUCACCCUUGUAAAUACUUCAGCCUAUUUUAUACCUCGAUCGUCAUCAGACGAUUGACAGUUACCAGUAAGCUACUCAAUAAAUCAAAUCUGUUUUUAUAAUUCUACAAGCGUACAGUGCUAUCUUAGUGAGCUGCAAGGUAAGAGGUAUGAAGGUCAUGUUCCAUAAGUAGUUUAGAACUUAUAUGCAAGAUAUACUACUCCGUAUGAAAUACCAAAGCAAUGAAAUGUGAAUCAGUAAGCUUAAAUAGAUACCUAUUGAUGAUUGGGUAUUUACUGUAGCAAAAUAUGCUUAAAUUAAGGCCCCUUUUGAUUUCUCGUCGUAGCUGAGCAAACUAGUUCCAAUAUGAGACCAAACCCUUGUAACUUACAUUAUCCCAUACUAUUCUAGCAGGCUCGCCCCCUCCCUAAUGGGAUGAUAAGUCUCGUCAUUCAAAAGCAUUCAGAGAUUUGACACUCCUGCCAAGCAGUAUAAGGUUAUAAUCACGUUCUGUGAUUUAGUCUUUGUAAGAAGAGGAUGAAUCACUGUUGAUUACUGUUGUCAGUUUACAGAUAUGCAGAAAUUGUUUUGACAAGAAAUGUGCAUUAGUGGCUUUGAGAGUUUCUUGACGCCCGUACUUAUUUGAACAGCAGGUCGGCAGUGGGUGUUCAUUAGUUUUCAUUGAGAGUGAUUGUAUUUGAGGAAAAUUUGCUUGCUGAUCGGCGUUUUUCAGACUUUUGGUCCUUGAUAGUGAUAUAGAGACGUCCCAAUCCCAAAUUAGUUUGAAUAUGUCCUUGUUCGUUCACAAAAUGGUCUGCAUCCAUAUUUUCCCCUGUCAGUGGUCACUGCCUUAGACCUAUGAACAUCAGUCGACCUACACCAUGGAAAAACAUCGUGCAAGUGAAGAUCACCUCCUAACUAUCUUCACUCUUUUCAAACAUUUUCUAUGUCCAAACACUUUAUUUAAUCCCGUCAACUGGUGAUAAACUUCAAUUGCAGUUGACGACUAAGACCACUGAAAUCCAAUCAUAUAUCUCGAUUUAUACUUGGAGAGUGUACAAUUUUCAUUCAAAAUAGCUUUAAAUACAAUGACAUAAACGAGACUAAUUGAAUGGCUCCCUGGAAAAACGUUCCAUGCGCCGUUUUGUAAACUUUACAGAAACUAAAAAAAACGUUAAGAGAGUAAUUUUUUAAAGAUUAUUUUUGGAUUUUUUUAGAUUCUGCUUGAUAGGUCUAGUCAAAACAAUGUUAUAAGGAUUUCUUUCAAGUAAAAAUCCAAAUUAUUAAGCUUUUGACAUUUUAAGUGUAAAUGUAGUGGAAAAACGUUACUUGGGCAUAGUUGAUAUGCACAAGCAACGUUUUUCUACUGAAACAUAGCACUCUACAA
Macrosteles quadrilineatus (aster leafhopper) is the source of this 3136-nucleotide messenger RNA. RefSeq names its product TGF-beta-activated kinase 1 and MAP3K7-binding protein 3-like. NCBI's taxonomy places the organism in Eukaryota, Metazoa, Arthropoda, Insecta, Hemiptera, Cicadellidae. Gene Ontology annotation, molecular function: ubiquitin binding. The transcript has 9 exons. The coding region runs from base 276 to 1739 and encodes 487 amino acids. The record is from RefSeq and is a predicted model, not a curated record.